GAGGUCCGUGUCCUGCAGCUCCCUUGCAGAAUAAUUUGGGAAUUCCCCAAUACUGUACAAUGUGCCCCAUGGCCAGUCUCGGCCCACUCCUAGUCUCUAGUUUCUCUGGUCCCUAAGACCCGCCCCCUAGGCCUGCCCUCAACUCUUUUCUGGUGCUUUAAAGGCUUUGGCACCUAGAAGGGAGGGGGAAUUUCCCACCGCUGGGACGUAGGCUUCCCCCGCCACUAGGGCCACCUCUUUCUGAUUACACAGAGAAAGGGGAAAUGGAAAACACCAAGGAGGGGGUGGCGUCGCCUGGUCUUCUCCGCAGCGCCACCCGUCUCCGAGCUCAGACGCAGUGAGUCAAGGAGCUGGCCGCUUCUCUGCGCGUAGCAUCCGCCAGUUCCCUUUUGCUGAGGUGGAGACCGAGAGCCCGCACCCUGGCGUUCUUCGCGACUCCGGCCUCUUGCUCCUCCCCCUCCUCGCUCACGUCGAACCUUUCCGGCAAGACAGCCGCUCAGAGUGCACUCAGCCCUGGCGGGGGCCUCAUUCUGGCUGCGCGCGAGCGGAGGAGCGCGAUAGCCGGAGAAAUCCAGCCAGCCGCUCCCCGUGCUGCACUGGAACGCCAGGUAGGAAAGAAACGGGAAGCUGGAGCUUCACGGGGGCACUGAGGGAGGGACUCGGGUGAAGUGAGGAGAGCGCUGGUUUUUGGCAGAGCUCUUCUACUCUGCUUCUACCCUGCGUUUCGCCGCCUGGUUGCCGGGAAGAGAAGAGGAACUCCCCGGGAGUUAGUUGGAUUUGCGAACCGGCCGCUGUUGCUGAGUUUCCUUCCUCUUGGAUCGGGUCGGGAUGCUUCGAGAGCCCGCUGGAAAGCACCUUGCGAAACACUAGCCAGCGGCCGGCAGUCUUUCGACCCCGCCCCCUUCCUUCUCCCUCCCGGAUCCCAGCUGUCCGCAAAUUUUGCUCGCGUUUGGUCGUGCAGGUCUGGGCUGUGCUGGGGAAAGGUGGGAUUGACUUGUAAUCUCCCUCCUACGACCGCUGGGGAGGGCAUACCGUGCAGCUCUGUCCCAGGUAAAUGCGAUUCGCGCAGCGGUGACCGUGUACUGCCCCGACUGCUCAAGAUACUCGUAGGCGUGAUGAUCUACUAACAGAGCUCCCCUCUAUGCCACUUGUUGAACUGAUCAAAACACAACAGUAAUGGAGUAUAUGAGCACGGGGAGUGACGACAAAGAAGAAAUUGACUUGUUAAUUGAAAACUUGAACAUGUCUGAUGUGAUAGACAUGAUGGAAAAUCUUUACCCACGUGGAGAACCUGAAGUUUAUGAACACAGUCUUGUCAAGAUGUGCCAGGACACUAAUCAAAAUGAAGAGCGGGCAGAAUCCCUUUUACUUAGUGGCCAGGAGGUUUCUCUGCCUUCAUCUGUCAGAUACGGAACAGUGGAGGACUUGCUUAUUUUUGCAAAUCAAGUUUCCAAUGCCACAAAACAUUAUUGUGGACGACAGCCACAGGAAUCUGGAAUCCUCUUAAAUACAGUCAUUGCCCCCCAGAAUGGAAGAUACCAGAUCGAUGCUGAUGUUGUUCUUUUUCCAUGGAAGCUAACUUAUAGAAAUAUUGGCUCCGAUUUCAUUCCCCGAGGCGCUUUUGGAAAAGUAUACUUAGCACAAGAUAGGAGGACAAAAAAAAGAAUGGCAUGUAAACUGAUCCCAGUAGAUCAAUUCAAGCCAUCAGAUGUUGAAAUUCAGGCAUGCUUCCAUCAUGAAAACAUUGCAGAAUUAUAUGGUGCUGUCUUGUGGGGCGAAACCAUCCAUCUCUUCAUGGAAGCAGGCGAGGGAGGAUCUGUAAUGGAGAAGUUGGAGAGUUGUGGACCUAUGAGAGAAUUCGAAAUUAUUUGGGUCACGAAACAUGUUCUGAAAGGACUUGAUUUUCUUCACUCAAAGAAAGUAAUACACCAUGACAUUAAACCCAGCAACAUUGUUUUCAUGUCAACAAAGGCUGUGUUGGUAGAUUUUGGCCUGAGUGUUAAAAUGACAGAAGAAAUCUAUUUUCCUAAGGAUCUUCGGGGAACAGAGAUUUACAUGAGCCCAGAGGUGAUUCUCUGCAGAGGCCAUUCAACCAAAGCUGAUAUCUACAGCUUGGGGUCCACCCUCAUCCACAUGCAGACGGGUACCCCUCCCUGGGUGAAACGCUACCCUCGCUCUGCAUACCCCUCCUACCUUUACAUAAUUCACAAGCAGGCACCCCCUUUAGCAGACAUUGCUCAAGACUGCAGCCCCAGUAUGAGAGACCUGAUAGAGACCUCCUUGGAGAGGAACCCCAACCUUCGCCCAAGCGCAACUGAUUUACUAAAGCAUGACGCCCUAAACCCUCCAAGAGAGGAGCAGCCACGUUGUCAGAGUUUGGACUCUGCCCUUUUUGAGAGGAAAAAAUUAACGAGGAAGGAUUUGGAGCUGCCCGAGAACAUUACAGAUUCCUCUUCUUGCACUGGGAGCACAGAAGAAUCAGAAGCAAUGAAGAGGCAGCGGUCUCUCUAUAUUGACCUCGGCGCCCUGGCUGGCUAUUUCAACAUUGUCCGGGGGCCUCCAACAUUGGAGUAUGGCUGAUGGACAGCAUCAUCUACUCUAAGUUAGGGCUGUCUCUAUCUCCCCUAUAGGAGAUUUAAUGACUACAAAAUGACUGCUGAGUUGGUAGUACCAUAGAUUUUUAGCUGGAUAGUAUGGGCUCUGGUAGCCCAUGUGUAGUUAAUCUUUAAAACUACACUGGUACAAGUUAAGAAUACAUGUUCUCAUACCCCCAAUGAUGAAUCCUCAAUAAGAAAGUGGAGAAGAUUAGAAGAAUGGCGUUCUAGCGACUGGUUCCAUCUACUGUGCACUUUGAUAUUUUCAGUUUUGAACAAUUAUAAGAAUAUAUUAAUGUAGAAAUUACUACUUUUGUUUCUAAGUUGUAUAAGAAGUCUUCAUUUACUGGAGAAUGUUUAUUGUUUUUAAGCAGUGUUUCUUUGAGCCAUUGAUGUUAGAUUUUGGUAAAAACUGAAUUGACUAUUUUGAGGGGUGAUAGAAGCCCAGAGUACUGUUUUAACAACCAAUAAGCUCAACCAGUGUAUUGGAAUGGCUAAUUGAAUGUAUCCCUAGCCACCCAUCACUGAUGAUAAGUUCUGUUAUGUUCCUAUGGAAAUAAUUCUCACUGUACAUGCUAUGCUUAAUACAUUUAAAGCACAAUGUUUUGGAUGUUGGCAAAACUGUGUAAACCACAUAAUUCUGUACAUCCAAUGGGAUGAAUGAGUGAACUUCUAGGAAAAAAAACCAAUGGAAACUUUUGUAAUGCUCAAAUACUUUAAGCAUUUGAGUGUCAAGACAGCAUACUGUGUAUGUUGUAUAUCAAAUGCUUUAAGGAUCAAUCCUGUACUUUUGACACGAAAUAUUUAUGAAUAGUUUUAAAAUGUGUUUUCAGGUAAUGCAAAUGAAACAACAUUUUGUGUAAUGUGGACUGGUCAAAUCAGCUGAAUAAAUUCUGUAUUUUGUCUUU
This is a messenger RNA of Monodelphis domestica (gray short-tailed opossum), 3502 nucleotides long. RefSeq names its product mitogen-activated protein kinase kinase kinase 8 (gene MAP3K8). The record is from RefSeq and is a predicted model, not a curated record. Gene Ontology annotation, biological process: protein phosphorylation. Gene Ontology annotation, molecular function: protein kinase activity; ATP binding. NCBI's taxonomy places the organism in Eukaryota, Metazoa, Chordata, Mammalia, Didelphimorphia, Didelphidae.